AGUCAUUCACCGGUUCGAACUUCGAACACCGGUCGGGUCUUAGAAAGGCGAUCCGUAGGUCGUAGAAACUGCUUCCGCCGCAUUCUGGUUAGCACAUCCUCCCUCCGCCACCGCCGCCUGCGCCGAUCCCCAUCCAUCCCUCCCGCGAGCGAGCAGGGGGGCCAGGGGCGCCGUCGUUCGUCCUGCUGCUUCCGCCGCAUCCAUCCUGAUUCUGCUGACUGCAAGAUGAACUCUAAGCGUAGGAGGAGUCAUAGUCCAGUUGAGCACUUGGAAGGCAACAAUAAGGAGAUUGAGAUUUCUGGAAGGAAAGAUGACUUAAGAGAUCUAGAGAAUGACUCUAGUAAUGCCAGAUCAGGCAGAGGUCAUGAAUAUGUCAGGCAUUCUGAUAGGCAUUCUUCUGGAGCACCACGUGAUUCCAGGAGGCAUGAUGAUUAUAGGAGGUAUCAUGAUAAGCGUGGUGAUGACAAUGACAGGGGCCAUAGAAUCUCUCGGUCAGAACGGGAAUCAAGGUCUGACACUUAUUAUGAUCGUACAAAGCGUGAUGGCACAUCUGAUAGAUCACGCGGUGAUUGGCGAAAUGAUGACAAAUCUUUAAGGAGAGAACACAGGAGUAAGAACCAAGAUAAGCAAGAGCCAUCACGUGAAUAUCCUAGAUAUGAUGGAGAACAUGACAAAUAUUCAGAUGGAAAAAAACAAGGACACACUAGCAGAAGGUAUCCAGAAGAAAAGGAAAGUAAGUACAAGGAGACUGCUAAGCAAGAGGAGGCCCUAAAGAAGAGAACUGGCAAGGAAAUUGAAAAGAUGAGUUCCGUAGCUGAACCUGAGGUGGGAACUAGGGAGAAGAGAAGUUUAUUUAGUUCAGUUGGGCCAGAUUUUGAAAAUGCACAACUUAAUGAUAAUGCAGACACUUCUGGGAAGAAACCUUCACUUGACUGUUCGAAUGGUGUAGUCUUGGAUAACCCUACAUCAGGAUUUACUGUAAACAGUGUUGAUGCAGCAAAAGUUGCAGCUAUGAAAGCUGCCGAAUUAGUGAACAAAAACCUUGUAGGAUUUGGAGUUGGUGCUGGGCGCCUGUCCACAGACCAGAAGAAAAAACUGCUUUGGGGCAACAAAAAGAGUAAUCCUCCAGAGUCAAGCGCUCACUGGGACUCGAAUCUGUUUCCUGACCGGGAGCGCCAAGAGAAAUUCAACAAACUCAUGAGUCUGAGGAUGCCUUGGUGGCUAUGGCCUAUUAUUGUAGGGAGUGAAGAGCAGCAGCAGCAGCUCAGCCCAGGAGAGCAAGGUCGACGGCAAGGACGGGAGCUCGUCGGAUGCCAAGAAGCAGGAGGAGCUGGACACCGACCUGGAGAAGCAUUACAUCGCAGGCCUGCGCCGGAGAGACGGCCGGACCGUCGGUCUUGGCCUGUAGAAUGCCCUGCUUACAGCAUUGGAGAACUACUCUGGAGCUCGUUUUGUGCAGACAUUGCUGGCAUGUUUGGUACCCUUGCGUGUGAAUGUUCACCUGGGUUUUCACCUGUGAAAGUGCAACUGGGUUGUUUUGUAGUAGCGCCUAAACUGCUGUUCCUGUAUGAUGCAUUAACCACAAUGAAGGGAGCAGAUAAACUCACUUCCCCCAUGCUAUUUGCUGCUUUCAAUCAAGUGCAUUUUGGCAAAGACGUCAAGAGACAUCAGGUUUGCGAACCAGUUUCACAAGGCCAGAAUGCCUUGAUUUUUAUUAGCUGUUUCCAUAAAGGUUAAUCUAGAGUACAUAUGCGUGGAUGCUUUGAUUUUUUUAAUAACAAAGUAUAAAGUUGGUUGUUAUGAAUAUAUAACCAAACAUUCAAAAAACAUACAUAUUAUGUAUAAUAAACAAUAAAAAGAU
Messenger RNA from Oryza sativa Japonica Group (Japanese rice), 1861 nucleotides. RefSeq lists its product as uncharacterized. NCBI's taxonomy places the organism in Eukaryota, Viridiplantae, Streptophyta, Magnoliopsida, Poales, Poaceae. The record is from RefSeq and is a predicted model, not a curated record.